Messenger RNA from Trypanosoma grayi, 306 nucleotides. RefSeq lists its product as hypothetical. The coding region runs from base 1 to 306 and encodes 101 amino acids. The record is from RefSeq and is a predicted model, not a curated record. Lineage: Eukaryota; Euglenozoa; Kinetoplastea; Trypanosomatida; Trypanosomatidae. The transcript has a single exon.
AUGUGUUUGCAACUAAUGCUUAGAUUUUCAAACCAUUUGCCUUUUUUCAGAAGUCUCAGUGGAGCAUCUAGUGGCCGAAGGGCAAUGGUGACAAAUACCACAGGCGAUUUGCAGGCAGAAACGUAUGCCUUGAAUUUGCAGCUCCACACUUUUGGAGGAAAACUGAACAAUCAUUUAGAUAAACCUAUGGGGCGCACUACAGUUAUGUAUUUGCUAGUAGAAUACAAUAAAUAUUUGAAUAACACAGCAGCCAAGCAGGCCAAUUUUUUAAAAAUGCCCUAUGAUGACGACAGGCGCACCAGUUAG